This is a messenger RNA of Perognathus longimembris pacificus (Pacific pocket mouse), 2608 nucleotides long. RefSeq names its product HID1 domain containing (gene Hid1). The coding region runs from base 125 to 2488 and encodes 787 amino acids. Gene Ontology annotation, cellular component: Golgi medial cisterna; membrane; Golgi trans cisterna. The record is from RefSeq and is a predicted model, not a curated record. NCBI's taxonomy places the organism in Eukaryota, Metazoa, Chordata, Mammalia, Rodentia, Heteromyidae. The transcript has 19 exons.
GCUCCGCUCCUGCCAGAGCAGCGGGGGCCGCGGAGCCGGAGCCGGAGCUGGAGCCGGAGCCGGAGCCGGGAGCCCGGGCUAGACUGGGAGCCGGAACCGGUCCGCAGUGGGGGGCUCCAGAGACAUGGGGUCCGCAGACUCCAAGCUGAACUUCCGGAAGGCAGUGAUCCAGCUCACCACCAAGACGCAGCCUGUGGAAGCCACCGACGACACCUUCUGGGACCAGUUCUGGGCCGACACGGCCACGUCCGUGCAGGAUGUCUUUGCCUUGGUGCCCGCGGCGGAGAUCCGGGCGGUGCGGGAGGAGUCGCCCUCCAACCUGGCCACCCUGUGCUACAAGGCCGUGGAGAAGCUGGUGCAGGGGGCCGACAGCGGCUGCCACUCGGACAAGGAGAAGCAGGUCGUCCUGAACUGCAGCCGGCUGCUCACGCGCGUGCUGCCUUACAUCUUUGAGGAUCCCGAUUGGAGGGGCUUCUUCUGGUCUACAGUGCCCGGGGCAGGGCGAGGAGGGGGGGAAGAGGAGGAUGAGAACGCGAGGCCCCUGGCCGAGUCCCUGCUCCUGGCCAUCGCCGAUCUGCUCUUCUGUCCAGACUUUACCGUCCCAAGCCACCGGAGAAGCACUGUGGAUUCAGCGGAGGAUGUCCACUCCCUGGACAGCUGUGAAUACAUCUGGGAGGCCGGCGUGGGCUUUGCCCACUCCCCUCAGCCUAACUACAUCCAUGACAUGAACCGCAUGGAGCUGCUGAAACUGCUGCUGACCUGCUUCUCCGAGGCCAUGUACCUGCCGCCGGCCCCAGAAAGUGGCAGCACCAACCCAUGGGUUCAGUUCUUCUGUUCCACAGAGAACAGACACGCGCUGCCUCUCUUCACCUCCCUCCUCAACACCGUGUGUGCCUACGACCCCGUGGGCUAUGGGAUCCCCUACAACCACCUGCUCUUCUCCGACUACCGGGAGCCCCUGGUGGAGGAGGCCGCCCAGGUGCUCAUCGUCACCCUGGACCACGACGGCGCCACCAGUGCCAGCCCCACCGUGGACGGCACGACCACGGGCACCGCCAUGGACGAUACUGAUCCUCCAGGGCCCGAGAACCUGUUCGUGAACUACCUGUCCCGCAUCCACCGUGAGGAGGACUUCCAGUUCGUCCUCAAGGGCAUCGCGCGGCUCCUGUCCAACCCCCUGCUCCAGACCUACCUGCCCAACUCCACCAAGAAGAUCCAGUUCCACCAGGAGCUGCUGGUCCUCUUCUGGAAGCUGUGUGACUUCAACAAGAAAUUCCUCUUCUUUGUCCUGAAGAGCAGCGACGUUCUGGACAUCCUGGUCCCCAUCCUCUACUUCCUCAACGACGCCCGGGCAGAUCAGUCUCGGGUGGGCCUGAUGCACAUCGGGGUCUUCAUCCUGCUGCUCCUGAGCGGGGAGCGGAACUUCGGCGUGCGGCUGAACAAGCCCUACUCCGUGCGCGUGCCCCUGGACAUCCCCGUCUUCACCGGCACUCACGCGGACCUGCUCAUUGUGGUGUUCCACAAGAUCAUCACCAGCGGCCACCAGCGGCUGCAGCCUCUCUUCGACUGCCUGCUCACCAUCGUGGUCAAUGUGUCGCCCUACCUCAAGAGCCUGUCCAUGGUGACCGCAAACAAGCUGCUGCACCUGCUUGAGGCCUUCUCCACCCCCUGGUUCCUCUUCUCGGCGGCCCAGAACCACCACCUGGUCUUCUUCCUGCUGGAGGUCUUCAACAACAUCAUCCAGUACCAGUUUGAUGGCAACUCCAACCUGGUCUACGCCAUCAUCCGCAAACGCAGCGUCUUCCACCAGCUGGCCAACCUGCCCGCCGACCCGCCCGCCAUCCACAAGGCGCUGCAGCGGCGCCGGCGGGCCCCCGAGCCCCUGUCCCGCACCGGCUCCCAGGAGGGCGCCUCCAUGGAGGGCUCCCGCCCCGCCGCCCCCGCGGAGCCCGGCACCCUGAAGACCAGCCUGGCUGCCACCCCAGGCAUCGACAAGCUGACCGAGAAGUCCCAGGUGUCGGAAGACGGCACCCUGAGGUCCCUGGAGCCCGAGCAGCAGCAGAGCUCGCCCGAGGGCAGCCCGGCCAAGGGGGAGCCCAGCCAGGCUUGGCGAGAACAGCGGCGGCUGUCCAGCUCAUCGGCUAGCGGGCAGUGGAACCCAACCCCAGACUGGGUGGUGUCCUGGAAGUCGAAGCUUCCUCUGCAGACCAUCAUGCGGCUGCUGCAGGUGCUGGUUCCCCAGGUGGAGAAGAUCUGCAUCGACAAGGGUCUGACGGAUGAGUCGGAGAUCCUGAGGUUCCUCCAGCACGGCACCCUGGUGGGCCUGCUGCCCGUGCCCCACCCCAUCCUCAUCCGCAAGUACCAGGCCAACGCGGGCACCGCCACGUGGUUCCGCACCUACAUGUGGGGCGUCAUCUACCUGAGGAACGUGGACCCGCCCAUCUGGUACGAUACUGACGUGAAACUCUUCGAGAUCCAGCGGGUGUGAGGACGGAUAGCCACGGCGGGCCGGUCUCGGGGAGCCCAGCCGGGUCCCCGAUGCUCCUUGCCUCACCAUCCUGAGCUUUAAUGACCGACAGCAGAGUCUGGGCCAAGCCACGGCUUCCUU